AUGGAUCUCCGUAACUGCUCUCCACACUGCUCGCCCAUUACGUACCGGGCGUACGCCCUGUACUCCCAGAGCUUCGCCCACACCUACCUCAGCUGGACGGUGUACCUGCCGGACAGACUGUGGGAGUCACUACAAAAAUUGCACUAUGAUUUGCAAAAACAUCGUGGCAGCGGCAAGUGUUCAUCCCUCCACCUGUGUUCCACUGCGCUGCCCCUCCUCUACCUACACGGGUUCACGCCGCCGGAGGUGGGAUCUCAGCCGACACUCACAUGUCAACAGGUCAUCGGCAGGCUGCAGGAGAUUGUCAACGGUGGGCCUAUCUCAUCACUCAUGACCGCCAUGGACAACCUCCUCUACGGUAUCCGGGAGCCAUUCAUCCUCAUUCUCGUGGCACUCUGGUCUCUCGCAUUUUUCCAGUUUAUGAACCCGAUGCUAUACCGCCUGGACGUGCUCUACAUCCGAUCACACCUUAUAUGCUCCAGGGCCUCCCACCUCAUCGAUGUCAAGGCGUUACUCACGGACGGCAGGAAGAUGCUUUCACUUUACAAAGAUGUGGACUACUUUGACUACACGGUUGAUUAA
This is a messenger RNA of Babesia bigemina, 582 nucleotides long. RefSeq lists its product as hypothetical. Bases 1 to 582 code for a protein of 193 amino acids. The record is from RefSeq and is a predicted model, not a curated record. Lineage: Eukaryota; Apicomplexa; Aconoidasida; Piroplasmida; Babesiidae. The transcript has a single exon.